Molecule: messenger RNA, 1865 nt
Organism: Pyricularia oryzae 70-15
Lineage: Eukaryota; Fungi; Ascomycota; Sordariomycetes; Magnaporthales; Pyriculariaceae
Exons: 1
Coding region: 26-1522 (498 amino acids)
Source: RefSeq, a predicted model, not a curated record
AGGAAUCUCAUACAUCAAAUCGACAAUGGGCAACUGCAUAUCGACCCCAAAAAUGGAACUCCUCGACCUACCAAACGAAGUCUUGCGGGGGAUCUGCAACCAGUUGGCUGGACCACGUUAUGUCACGCAGGGACAGACCAUCUUCUCCACUUUCGAAUUUAUACCAGACAGUCCGUCACUCGCCAGCCUCUGCCUCGUGUGCAGGCGCUUUUGCGACAUUGCACAGCCUGUCCUGUUCCAAACAUAUCAUAAGAAUGUGGAUUGGAACGACAGAUCCGAGCAUAGGCUCUUCUACUUCACCCUCGCCGUCGCCCGAAACCCGCGGCUGGCCUCGUACGUUCGCAUGGUGCACGCCGCAUACCUGCAGCCAGAUUGGGUUUCCAAGGACACGGCAGACGACACUUUUCUUGCCUCCAUCGCCAAGGAAAGGCUGGGAUUUCCCAGCAAAGACAAUUUGAGUCGGGACCGUGAUCAUUACAGCCAGCCCAAGAAUUUCCUGGCCGAGGUGGUACCGGCCCUGCUGUUUCUCCUUUGCCCAAACCUGGAGGAGUUCGAGGUCGACAUCCCCGACUUGGAAGCAGAUGCCAAUGGUUGGAUCCAGGGUUGGACCAAGGGGCCGUGGAUGAAUGCAGACCGGGUUGCCGAUCAGUCUGGCGAGCACAGCAGGAAACUGGCCCUCAGUUCGCUGGCCCUGGAAUUUGGAUAUGAGGAUUGUCCAGGGGAAGACAUGGUGAGCCCCGACCUGGCUUUGGUCAACGACAUUGUGCGCUGUUCACCGCAGCUCCGAGAGCUCAGAGUCAACAGCUGCCUGUGCCUAUUCGAGCCCGAAAAUAUCGAACUGGGCAACCUGACUCUCCUGCACCUGCGCAACUGCGGCCUGAACCUCUUGAGCCUGCGUGGCGUCCUCAAGGCGGUAGUGCGGCUCGAGAACUUUAGCUAUACGCCGUUUGGACUAUAUUGCGAGACCAACGAAACCAGACCCCUCGGCGACCAGAGCCUGCCGGGGGAGUUGUUCGAAGCCCUGGCCGCCAGCCCCUGCCACGAGACGCUCACGCACCUAUCCAUCGACUUUGACUGCCCCGCCGACGUGCUGGGAGAAGGGCAAAACCUGACGAGCUUCCUGGCCGCGCGUCCACCGUCGUCCAGAUUCCCCUUCCCCGGGCUGCGGACGCUGGUGCUGUCGGACAGCUGCCUGUACGGGCCUGGCUAUCGCGGCGGAUCCCAGGUCCUGGCCGACGCGCUGCCGGCUGGCAUGAGGGAGCUCGAGGUCACGGCCGUCAGGGACCCGCUGAGGCCGCGGGAUGACCUCGUGCGGGUGGCGAAGCGGUCCAGCGCGCUAGAGCUGCCCGAGAUGCGGGUCACUUCGGUCAUGGAGGCCAGGGGGGAAAAGCAGGAGAUCAGCACCAGGUGGGACCGGGACUUCGGGUACGAGCCGUUGUUUGACGCGCUGGACGAGGAGGCUGGAGAUGUGGCGAGGUGUCACUACUACCAGCAGAAUAUCAACUCUUCCUUGAGCAUGUAACUACCUAGGUCGAGUUGUUUGUUGAGGCUUUGCGGGAGGUCCAGGAUCCACAAUCAUGGUCACUGUGGGGGUAUUUAAUAGGUACGUAGAGUCAGUAUUUGCAGCACAAGCCCUAAUGUUUCUAUCCUUUUUCCACUUUGAUCGACAGAAACGAGGAGAAAGAGGGGGUUCAUUAGAUUGCAUAAGCGGUGAAUGCCAAGCUGCAUAUGUGCCUGUGCAGGCUAGACAGUGUCGAAUCGUAAUUAAUUGGGUAAUUUACAUGGUAUAUUUGCGUUGCUCCUACAUCGCACAAUAGCUUGUGCCACUGCGAAGCGGACAGGCCCGCAAUACAAAGUACGUCGAC